Messenger RNA from Pecten maximus, 1338 nucleotides. RefSeq names its product proline-rich extensin-like protein EPR1. NCBI's taxonomy places the organism in Eukaryota, Metazoa, Mollusca, Bivalvia, Pectinida, Pectinidae. The record is from RefSeq and is a predicted model, not a curated record. The transcript has 2 exons. The coding region runs from base 1 to 1338 and encodes 445 amino acids.
AUGGGUAGCAACCACAAACAACAACCUCCGACACCGACAUCAACCUUAGGUACCAACAACAAACAACAACCUCCGACACCGACAUCAACCUUAGGUACCAACCACAAACAACAACCUCCGACACCGACAUCAACCUUGGGUACCAACAACAAACAACAACCUCCGACACCGACAUCAACCUUGGGUACCAACCACAAACAACAACCUCCGACACCGACAUCAACCUUGGGUACCAACAACAAACAACAACCUCAGACACCGACAUCAACCUUGGGUACCAACAACAAACAACAACCUCAGACACCGACAACAACCUUGGGUACCAACAACAAACAACAACCUCAGACACCGACAACAACCAUGGGUAGCAACAACAAACAACAACCCCAAAAGAAAACAACAUCAGACAUCUACGGAAAAACCACUCCUACACAUUCCACCAAUAGAACCACUCCUACAAACUCCACCAAUAGAACCACUCCUACAUACUCCACCAAUAGAACCACUCCUACAUACUCCACCAAUAGAAUUGGUCAUACACUACCACCAAUAGAACCACUCCUACAAACUCCACCAAUAGAACCACUCCUACAAACUCCACCAAUAGAACCACUCCUACAUAAUCCACCAAUAGAACCACUCCUACACACUCCACCAAUAGCACCACUCCUACAAACUGCACCAAUAGAACCACUCCUACAAACUGCACCAAUAGAACCACUCCUACAUAAUCCACCAAUAGAACCACUCCUACACACUCCACCAAUAGAACCACUCCUACACACUCCACCAAUAGAACCACUCCUACAAACUCCACCAAUAGAACCACUCCUACAAACUCCACCAAUAGAACCACUCCUACACACUCCACCAAUAGAACCACUCCUACACACUCCACCAAUAGAACCACUCCUACAAACUCCACCAAUAGAACCACUUCUACAAACUCCACCAAUAGAACCACUCCUACAAACUCCACCAAUAGAACCACUCCUACACACUCCACCAAUAGAACCACUCCUACAUAAUCCACCAAUAGAACCACUCCUACACACUCCACCAAUAGAACCACUCCUACACACUCCACCAAUAGAACCACUUCUACAAACUCCACCAAUAGAACCACUUCUACAAACUCCACCAAUAGAACCACUUCUACACACUCCACCAAUAGAACCACUCCUACACACUCCACCAAUAGAACCACUCCUACAUAAUCCACCAAUAGAACCACUCCUACACACUCCACCAAUAGAACCACUCCUACACACUCCACCAAUAGAACUUCUCAGACACACUCGACUAAUGGCACCCCUCCUAUACACUCGACUAAUGUAA